UUGGAGAGCUCACUGGGCAGUCGAGUGAGUGAUGCAGAGUAAAUAGCAUCUCCUUUGGAGAUGCCUGUCACACGGCACCGCACCUAUAGCUACCUAUGCCAUUUUGGGCCUUCUUAUUAUAGUAAUGGGGGAAUUAUGACAUCGCCUCAGCCCACUCUUUGCAGGAACAGUGAAGAAUAGAGGUUUCCAUUUUCAGAAAUUAAUUCAAACAACUGCAUGAAUCGCCAGCAUUUUAAUUGGACCUCAUCUCAGUUGAAAGAAACAUGCCAAGUUUCUGGUCAAAAUUCAUUUCAGGCCUUUUUUUAAAAUGCAUAUAUCUGAAAGACAAUCUUACUAGGAUUGUGAAUCCAAGUAAUCAGUGGAGAAAUUGAUUAUAGAUGUAGGGCAAGAUCCACAGGAGAGUUCAGCAUGUUUAACCCCAUAGACAUUAAUGGUCAUACUGCACUGCAGUUAUAAGUCUGACCAUUUUUAUCAUGCUAGUGGGAGUUGGCAGGUCGCAGAAAAUUAUGCUGGUCUAUAGACUCAAAAACAUUUAAAAUGAUUGCAGAUAUUUGCAAAAUUUAUUGAGAUCCCACUUUUUCAAAAAAGCUGGGCACCCUCUUCAGCCCCUCCAAGGCGCACAAAUGCACUUUCAUGGGGCAGUCCACAGCUGCCAAAACGGGGAUCACAAGACCCAGCUUGAGAGCUGGCUUUCGCAAUCUCCAGGGGGGGAAGGUUUAAAGGGGUGAGGAGAGAAGCCUCGGCAAGCCCCAAAAGGCUCAGAAUCGCCACAGGGGAGGGGAGCCAGUGCCAGUUGCCUCCAAGGGGCUUUUCUGCAAAAACCCAGAAAACACUUUCCAAGAGCAGCAGGAGCUUUUGGCUGCCCUUGGCAAGGGAAUCAGUAGCUGACAACACGAAUUCAAAUGACAUGAUACUUCUUCAGGGGUACAGCAACCCCUACAAAAAUCCACAAGUUUUUGGAAUGGCUUUUGCCCUCCAAUAAACCACCCUGGGAAGAUGGGUCUGGGUUCACACGACACAGUCAUCCAUCAGGGGGUAGCAAUCCACAUAGUCAUGUCAUGUGAACCCAGCCACUAUCUUAAUUUCUGUGUUAUCUCAGUCUGUCAGAAUUAAAUGUCAGCUAUCACGGGCUUCCUAUGAGUGACUAGCUGAUUAAGAACAGGAAGCAAAAGGUAGGAAUGAUCGGUCAACCCAUGGCUUGGAAGGAAAAGGGCCUACGAAGAGUCUGUAUUCGAACCAGUGCGGUUUGCAUUGUUCAUCAAUGAUCUGGAACCAAAGGCUUGAAUGAUCUCAGGCUGAGAAGAGACAGGUCUAACUACUUAGUAGCUUCGAAGGACCUGGUGGAAUGGCCUCUGAAGAACGCCAGAGCUGUGAAGCAGAUCUUGAGUAUGAGGAUGACCCGGAACACUCUGAGUACCUGUCAGCCAGUCUGGACGAUGAACAGUGGCAAAGUCUCCUGGACGAAGAUGGCGAUUACUACAUGGAAAUGUUGCAGGAUGCAACUGACCCUGAGAGAAAAGGAAAUAAUCCCUGGGAAGAAAUGGCCAGGGACUCUGAUGCCUGCUUUCUGAAAGAAUUUCCUGCCCAGAAAGAAGAAAUCGAAAAAUGCAUCCGGUGUCUUCAGGAAAUCGCCAGCAACAUUGACAAGAUGCAUAAGAAGUGCACCAUUGCCAGCAUUGCGGCCAACUCUACAAGUGCCUCUUCUGGCAUCUUGACCAUCCUGGGUCUCACCUUGGCUCCUGUCACUGCAGGUGGGAGCCUAUUCCUGACAGCCACCGGGAUUGGCUUGGGGGCAGCAGCAACAGUGACGGGCCUUUCUGCUGCCUUAUAUGAAAAUGUGAAUAACUCAAAGGAAAGGAAAAGAGCAGAAGAGCUGCUGAAUGAAUGUGAGAAGAGCCUGAGAGAGGUGCUAUAUCCUGAUGGAGUAGAUUUUGCCUCUGGACUGGCCUCAGAUUAUGGGACUGUGGGUGAAAACGUCAAACACCUUGUUUCCAAUGUUGCUGGUCAAGUUCCCAGCGUGUACAGGGCUGCGAAGGGGAUCAAAACGAACAUCAGGGCACUGAAGAUUGCACGCGCUAAUCCUGGCUUGAAGGCAUUGGCCAAGCGAGCCACUGCUGCCUCAGGAAGCACAUCCCGAGGAGUCAAGGGCAUCAAACAUGUGCAGAAGGCCUUUUCAGGAACCACCCUUGCGAUGAGCAAAGGUGCGAGGCUGCUGAGUGCCACCACUGCCGGGGUGUUUCUCCUGUUUGAUGCCUAUGGCAUCGUGCAAGAUGCUAAACAUUUGACCGAGGGAGCCAAGGCAGAAACGGCUACAGAGAUCAGGCAGAAGGCUACCAAACUGAAAGAGAAGCUGCAGAAUCUCAACAAGCUCUACAAGACACUAAAAGACAUGGCAUGAGUAAAAGAAGCCAAAGUGUACAUGUCUAUCUUUCCUAUAUGCUCACAGUAAACAUGCUGCAGUGAAUGUGUGUGCGUGUUUCUUCACCACUUGCAGGGCUUCCCUUCCAUUGAGAUUCUCCCAGUUCCUUCUCACAAGGCCUCUCCAUUUGCCUCCUUGGAUAUGUCUGUCUCACUCUGUCCCCUUCUCUUAGUGGAUCCAGACUUACCAUGCCAAGCUGUCCCUGGCUGAUCAGUUGCAUCUUGAAUGCCUCUAGUGUGGGACAGCCCACAACCUCCCUAGGUAAUGAGUUCCAUUGUUGUACUGCUCUAACAGUCAGGAAAUGUUUCCUGAUA
This is a messenger RNA of Varanus komodoensis (Komodo dragon), 2733 nucleotides long. Its product is annotated as apolipoprotein L2-like. Gene Ontology annotation, cellular component: membrane; extracellular region. Gene Ontology annotation, molecular function: lipid binding. NCBI's taxonomy places the organism in Eukaryota, Metazoa, Chordata, Lepidosauria, Squamata, Varanidae. Gene Ontology annotation, biological process: lipid transport; lipoprotein metabolic process. The transcript has 4 exons. Bases 1346 to 2398 code for a protein of 350 amino acids. The record is from RefSeq and is a predicted model, not a curated record.